This is a messenger RNA of Malaclemys terrapin pileata, 2271 nucleotides long. It is a transcript of the gene B3GALNT2, whose product is annotated as beta-1,3-N-acetylgalactosaminyltransferase 2. Bases 144 to 1628 code for a protein of 494 amino acids. The record is from RefSeq and is a predicted model, not a curated record. The transcript is spliced from 12 exons. Lineage: Eukaryota; Metazoa; Chordata; Testudines; Emydidae. Gene Ontology annotation, molecular function: hexosyltransferase activity. Gene Ontology annotation, cellular component: membrane.
GGGCACAGCUGCGGAGCGGUCGGCGGCGGGGGCCCGGAGCGCGGCGCUGCGGGGAGAGCGCGAGGCAGCCCCCUCCUCGGGAAGCCCCCGGCCCGGCUAGGGGAGGCCGGCGCGGGGCGAGGCGGGGAAGGGGCCGGCGGCCAAUGCGAAAUUGGCUGGUGCUGCUGUGCCCGUGCGCGGUCGGGGUCGCGCUGCACCUCUGGCUGCUGCUCGGCGGCCCCUGGAGGCACCCGGCAGGUCCACUUGCUUUCUUUCCUCAGUGGGAACUGAAACAUUACGAUGUUAUCGUCGGUGUAUUAUCAGCUCGACAUAAUCAUGAGCUGCGGAGUGUUAUAAGGAACACUUGGUUCAAGCACUUGAAACAACAUCCAGCGCUGAGCCCUCGUGUCCUUGUGAAGUUUAUAAUAGGUGCACAUGGCUGUGGUGUGCCGGUGGAGGACAGAGAAGAUCCUUAUUCCUGCAAACUUCUGAACAUCACUAACCCAGUUUUGAAUCAAGAAAUCGAAGCAUUCAGUCUCCCUGAAGAUACGCCUUCAGUGCUUUCUGAAGACCGCAUUGUUAGUGUGAACUUCCGAGUUCUUUACCCCAUUGUCAUUACCAGUCUUGGGGUAUUCUAUGAUGCUGAUGGUGUGGGAUUCCAGAGGAAUAUCACUGUAAAACUAUACCAGGCCGAACAGGAGGAAGCUCUCUUCAGUGCUCGCUUUAGCCCACCUAGCUGUGGAGUGCAAGUUAACAGAUUGUGGUACAAACCUGUAGAACAGUUCAUUUUGCCAGAGAGUUUUGAAGGUACUAUUGUGUGGGAAAGCCAGGACCUUCAAGGCCUUGUUUCUAGGAAUCUUCACAAAGUGAUGGUUAAUGAUGGAGGAGGAGUUCUCAGAGUCUCUACGACAGGGGAAGGUUCAUGGCCACAUGAAUUCACAGAUGGUGUGGAAGGAAUAGCAGGAGGCUUUAUUUACACUAUUCAAGAAGGUGAUGCUCUUUUACAAAGCCUUCAUACUCGCCCUGAGAGGUUUGUAAACCACUUAAAAAACCUUGAAGAAGAGGAUGCAUUAUUGAAGGAAGAAAGCAGCGCCUAUGGUGAUAUUGUUUUUGUAGACGUUGUUGACACCUACAGAAAUGUUCCAGCCAAAUUACUGAACUUCUACCGAUGGACAGUAGAAUCAGCUAACUUUGAUUUGUUGCUGAAGACAGAUGAUGACUGUUACAUAAAUUUGGAAGCUGUGUUCAACAGGAUAAUGCACGAAAAACUCGACAGGCCAAAUAUCUGGUGGGGCAAUUUCAGACUAAAUUGGGCAGUUGAUCGGACAGGGAAGUGGCAAGAACUGGAGUAUCCCAGUCCAGCAUACCCUGCCUUUGCCUGUGGGUCUGGUUAUGUUAUCUCCAAAGACAUUGUUCAAUGGUUGGCAAGCAACUCUGACCGACUCAAGACAUACCAGGGUGAAGAUGUGAGUAUGGGCAUUUGGAUGGCAGCUAUAGGGCCUAAACGAUAUCAGGACAGCCUCUGGUUGUGUGAGAAGACAUGUGAAACUGGAAUGCUAUCUUCCCCUCAGUAUUCCCCACAGGAACUAACAGAGCUCUGGAAAGUGAAGGAAUUAUGUGGAGAUCCUUGUAGAUGUGAGGAAAGAUGAUAGAUACCACCUUAGUAGUCCUGAUUGUGUGUUUAAUAGUGGAAAUUUCACCUAUAAUGUAAUCAAUAUUUGCUAAUCCAUUUUGAUAAAAAUGGACUGAUGCUGUCCAGAGUAGCAUUUUUCUAUAGGUGAGAUGUUUGUUAGUUUAUCUUAAACUUUUGGUUUUGUCAAUUUCCUUUUUUAUAAAGUCAAAGGACUAUUGGUAAUUAAUGCACAUAUGAAUUCCAACUAGCUUGUUUGAAAUGUGUAUUAGGAUGAUAAUAGUGUAGAACCACUGCUAUACAUGAGUCAGCAGGUGCAAGGUUCCAUGCCAGCACAUCCCUUUACAGGAUUAAUGUAAUCCACAACCGCAAACUGGGGGAGGGUUGUAACCGGGUACUUGCUCAUGUGGGGUUGGGAUAGUUAGAUUUUAGGAUUUAUAUUGAGUUUGUGUAUACUUUUUAGUGAUUUGGAUGUAAGAUAUCAAACUUUGCUUAUACCAAAUCUUGAACUACAGCAAAUAAUAACCAGAUUCAAAGGAAUUUGCAUCUUUCUGAUGACUAGAAAAAAAGUUUGAGCAACAUAUGGAGAAUAUCCAUUAAACUGCAUAACUUGUCAGCAUAUUGCACAGCUAUUUUGAAUAAAUUCAGCAGCUUAAUCUUAA